GGACCUCAUCAUUUUGAGGUGAUAGUUUUAUAAACAUACCUUACAAAUAACUCGGAUGAUAAAACGCAAUUUGCCAUUGACUAUACACGUGACUGAGGUUUGGACAUUUGUUUCAUAUGACCAAUAUCUCAAUGUUGUACGACUAGGAACACACCCCAGGCAGACCUUCGGAACAUUCUCUGUCAUAGAAGCCAAGCGGGAAUGACAAGAGUUCCGCUUCCACCGAUACUUCACAUGAUGGAAUACGAAUACUACCUGUCAUCUUCCAAUUACUGAAUAGUCAUGCUGGCACUCUUCAAGACAUGGCCUAUAUCGUGUGACCAUCCCAAUGUCACUGACAGACGAGUGGUUCACAUGUAGGUGUCGUUGUCUGAAACAUGCAUUUCAGCUGUCGCUGUGCACGGAGCGUAAAGUGAUUGUUCGCUCUAGGCUUUGAAACUGUGAACAUCUGAUAUUGCUUUGACUGGCUGGAACAACGGCGUCUGAAUAGAUGAAACUGUUCAGAAUGAGUGUACACGCCGACAAGAGCGACUCAAGUCUGGUGCUGUCAGACAGGGCGGACCCCGAGGGUGGAGGGGGAGAAGGGGGAGUCGCCGAGACGGCAGUAGUGGAGGGAGUUGCUGAUAACAAGGCCUACAUCCCAGACGCCAAUGGUAAGGUGCUGGAGCAGACGGAGAUGCAGAGCAUGAAGUCAGUGGCUUACAACAAGCCGGAGGGCAACGAGGAAGACAACACCAGCAUCAGAGACCUGGUCAUCAAGUAUGCAGCCAAGUCCACCGUGCACGGACUGCCAUCCACAGUGGCCCAUUCCAUCUACACUGGUCAAAGAUGUUUUUGGUUUCUCAUGGUGUUCACAAUGGCGGCGUCUUUAGGCGCCGUGAUAACCAUGCAGCUGAAGAACUACUACGAAUGGCCGACAGUCAUCAACAUACAGGAAACACCCAUGAGUGCCUUUGAUAUUCCGGAAGUGACGAUAUGUAGCCAGGAACCAAUGGCAUUCACCUUUUACAGUGAUGUCUGGAGGAAUGCAGUCCAAGACUUCAGAGAUAUGGACAUUGCUGUCCACACGGAGACGCUGGUACUGUCCAAUGACCCAGGCUGUAAUGCCACUGACCAAUCUGGGCAGUGUUUGCUUGACAAAGCUAACAGCACAGAACGAACUCGACUUCUAACGGCGUCUCUGGACAGAAGUGGGUGGGACUUCCCCAAGGCUGAGUUCUACAAGAAGGUAGUGACAGACAUGGGGUUCUGCAACACAUUCAAGACGUCGGAGUUCCUGGAGGUUCUUGCGGCCAGGAAUGCAAGUUUGAGUUCAGCUGAAGUGCCUUUGGAUAUCGUGUUAGCAGUGAAACCUAGUUUCACGUGGGUGUUCCCUGGAAACAGAGUUGGGCUGCAGGUCACUCUCCAUACGAAGGAUGAAACACCGUUUCCACGGAAGAAAAAGGUUUUCGUACCUGUCAACACCAGUUGUCGCAUCAAGUACAAGAAGACAAUUAGAAGAGCCCUCACAACGCCAUACAAGUCCUUCACUGGUGAGCAGUGCAUUGACACAGAAUCUAGCGGCUUCAUAAACCCUCUGACUAGAUACGGCACGUACACAAAAGAUGCGUGUCUAGCCGAGUGUUUUGUCAACUUCACCAUCGCCCACUGUGGAUGUCGAUAUUUUCUUCAUCCAGGUGACGAGGAGAUGUGUUCUUCAAAGGGCACGCCCAAGUGUAUGGAAGAAUCACAGGCACUGUUUGGUAAGCACAACGAGAGAUGUAACUGCACCGCACCGUGCGUGGAGACGGAGUUUGAUUCCUAUCUCUCCAGCAGUGAGAUAGUCAAGCCAGAGUACCACAUGAUGCAUCUUGAGCUGAUGAGCGCAGCUGAAGUGAAAACUGAAAUCAGCCAAGUACCGGUGUACACACUGGAGUCGAUACUGGGAUCAAUCGGUGGAAUGAUUGGGUUGUUUAUGGGCUUCAGUCUCGUGUCUCUCAUGGAGUUUGUGGAGCUCAUCUUCAUCGCCGUCAGUCAAUGCUGUGCCUGCCUCAAACAGAAACGCCGCCCUUGACAUUUUAACGGAUUGAUUAACGUACGAUACCCUUUAUAACAAAUAUUGCUCAUUUUUCCGCGAGCAAGAAUGGUUUAACCAGAAGGCGACAUGAUAAACAAAAAAAGGGCUGGAAUUAUUAAGGGGAGAGUGUUUGAAGACAGAUUCAGGGAUAAAUUCAGGAAAUAAAAUGAAGAACUCCGUGAAGGUUCGUGAAGAUAUGCUUGUAGCUUUAUUGUUGGUAAAAUGUUGAUGUUGUAAAUGGUAUUUUAAUUGACAACCAGUCAUUAUUAACUUGUUUGAUAUUAUCCCAACCACCAUCCCAAGAUACAAGUGGUGACACUGUGGGUUGUUAUGAAUGUACAGUAACAAUUGCUUGUUAUUAACACACUGUAACUCUCUCUCUCUCUCUCUCUCUCUCUCUCUCUCUCUCUCUCUCUCUCUCUCUCUCUCUCUCUCUCUCUCUCUCUCUCUCUCUCUCUCUCUCUCUCUCUCUCUCUCUCUCUCUCUCUCUCUCUCUCUCUCUCACUGAAGAAUGACACCUCCAUCUGUUCUUUCUUUGUGGUAAUUUCAUUAGGGAGAAAACUAUAUUUAGAUUAAUAAAAAUAUUUAUCAAUUA
Molecule: messenger RNA, 2651 nt
Organism: Haliotis rufescens (red abalone)
Lineage: Eukaryota; Metazoa; Mollusca; Gastropoda; Lepetellida; Haliotidae
Product: acid-sensing ion channel 1-like
Exons: 10
Coding region: 491-2053 (520 amino acids)
Biological process (GO): sodium ion transmembrane transport
Cellular component (GO): membrane
Molecular function (GO): ligand-gated sodium channel activity
Source: RefSeq, a predicted model, not a curated record